Molecule: messenger RNA, 4826 nt
Organism: Oncorhynchus keta (chum salmon)
Lineage: Eukaryota; Metazoa; Chordata; Actinopteri; Salmoniformes; Salmonidae
Product: nucleolar protein dao-5-like
Exons: 22
Coding region: 152-4159 (1335 amino acids)
Molecular function (GO): protein binding
Source: RefSeq, a predicted model, not a curated record
GACUUCGCCGGAAAUACAGGCAUGGGUCAAAGUUAAAACGCUUGCCAUGCACGAUGUGAAGAACCAAAGCGUGCAAACUGAUGUGGCCAAGUUUAUUCAAUUCGUUAUCAUUUCUGUUAUUUAGUUGUUGUGUUUGUGUUAACGUCGGAAUAUGUCUCCAAAGAAGAAGCAUGGGUCAAGUCAUCAAUUGAUCCAUUUGAUCUAUCGACAUUUGAAGGAAAACGGCUUUCAGAAAGCUGCAGAAGAACUCAAAAAGCAUGUGAAGGGCGGAGAACCAGAAGCCUUGUCAACUUCACUACUGGACAUCUACAAUAAAUGGUUUGGAGAUGCUUCCAAGAGUACAAAGACUGGAACAGAACCGGAUUCUUCUGAGUUAAAAAAGAACCGUCAAGCAGACCCUGAAAGCAGCACAGAGAGCUCGAGUUCAGCAGAAGAACAAACAACACCUGUUAAAGCCUCCCAGACUCCAAAGCCUAAGAGCUCAGCUAAGGCCAGCCCAACUAAGGCCAAGACUGCAGUGCAGACGACUCUUGGAGGGAAGGGGACAGUAGUGGAGGAGAUCUCUGGGACAGACAGCUCAGAGGACUCUGAGAGUGAGGAGACACCGCCCCAAAAAAGCCCUGCUACGCCCAAAGCCAAUCAUGUUCCAGCUGCAAAGAUCAAGGCCGUGUCAGAGGUCACACCAUCGACCCCAACCAAGGCCAAGUUAACAACCACUUCCACGCCUAAAUCUGGGGCCUCCAGCAAUACCACUGAUACGUCGUCAGCCAGGAAAGAGACAACAACAGUGAAAACACCCUUGGCGCCAGCACCAGUGACGGCAACCAGUAAAGCAACAUCAACAGCCAAGACGAAAGCUACUCCAACUAAAGCAGUGGUCGUUGCUACUCCAAGCAAGGCCACGGCAACAACAACUGCCACACCGGCAUCUACAGCAUCGGACUCAUCCAGUUGCAGCAGUGAAUCGUCAGAUAGCGAUGAGGAGAGUCCCGCGGUGAAAACACCCACAACACCAAAAGCAAAACCGGUAACACCAAUUAGUAAAACAACAUUAACGGCCAAGCCAACAACCAAGUCGAAGACUACAGUACCAGAGUCUUCCAGUGACAGCUGUGAUUCAUCAUCAGAAAGUGAAGAGGAAUGUCCAACAGUGAAAACACAGACAGCGCCAGUGAAGCAACAGACAGCAACACCAACAGCCAAGACGAAAGCCACCCCAGUUAAACCAGUGGUUGCUGCUACCCCAAAUAAGACCUUGGCUAGUAAGGAGUCCAGUGAUAGCAUUGAUUCGUCAUCAGGCAGCAACGGGGAGGGUCCAGCAACAACAACAGCUGCCACUCCGAAAGCUACACCAGUGGUGCAACAGAAAGCAACAUCAACAGCCAAGACGAAAGCUACUCCAACUAAAGCAGUGGUUGUUGCUACUCCAAGCAAGGCCACGGCAACAACAACUGCCACACCUGCAUCUACAGCAUCGGACUCAUCCAGUUGCAGCAGUGAAUCGUCAGAUAGCGAUGAGGAGAGUCCCGCGGUGAAAACACCCACAACACCAAAAGCAACACCUGCAAAACCGGUAACACCAAUUAGUAAAAUAACAUCAACGGCCAAGCCAACAACCAAGUCGAAGACUACAGUACCAGAGGCUUCCAGUGACAGCUGUGAUUCAUCAUCAGAAAGUGAAGAGGAAUGUCCAACCGUGAAAACACAGACAGCGCCAGUGAAGCAACAGACAGCAACACCAACAGCCAAGACGAAAGCCCCUCCGGGUACCUCAGUUAAAUCAGUGGUCGCUGCCACUCCAAGCAAGACCCCAGCUAGUAAGGAGUCCAGUGACAGCAUUGAUUUGUCAUCAGACAGCGAAGAGGACAGUCCAGCAACGGAAGCAGCCACAACACCGGCGAAACCCGCUAAUAAUGCUACCCCGGCUAGAGCAGCGACUGUUGCCCCUCCAUGCAAGGCCACGGCAACAGCCACUGUCACAGCCAAGACUACAACAGCAGAGUCAUCUAGUGACAGCAGUGAUUCAUCAGACAGUGAAGAGCAGGUUCCAUCGGUGACAACAGCUGCAACACCGACAGCUACAACGGGGAAGCAAACAAAACCAACAUCAACAGCCAGGAGGAAAGCCCCUCCGGCUACCCCACUUAAACCGGUGGUUGCUGCCACUCUAAGCAAAACCCCAGCUAGUAAGGAGUCCAGUGACCGCAUUGAUUUGUCAUCAGACAGUGAAGAAGAGGGUCCGGCACCGAAAACAGCUGUGACAACAGCCCCUCCUCCUGCUAACCCAGCUAAAGCAGCGACUGUUGCCACUCCAAGCAAGCCUAAGGCAACAGCCACUGUCACCGCCAAGACUACAAAACCAGGGUCAUCUAGUGACAGCAGUGUUUCAGCAACAACAACAGCGGCAAGACCGAAAGAUACACCAGUGAAGCAAUCAAAACCAACAUCAACAGCAAGGACGAAAGCCCUUCCCAGUACCCCAGUUAAACCAAUGGUCGCUGCCACUCCAAGCAAGACCCCAGCUAGUAAGGAGUCCAGUGACAGCAGUGAUUCGUCAUCAGACAGCGAAGACGGCAGUCCAGCAACGAUAACAACCUCAAAACCACAAACUACACCAGUGACGCCAGUGAAACAAGCGAAACUGAAAGCAACAUCAAAAGCCAAGACGAAAGCCACUCCUGCUACUCCAGCUAAGCCCGUGGUUGCUGCUACCCCAAGCAAGGCCCAGGCAACACCCACUGUCACACCUACAAGUACAGCACCAGAGUCGUCCAAUGACAGCAAUGACUCACCAUCAGACACCCCAGCAAAGCAUGCUGAGGUUCAACUUAAGACCCCUGCUUCAGCUAAGAAGGCCCAGAGUGGGGGAAAGGGAAAUAAAUCUGCUUCUAAGGACCUGCUCCUACUGCUGAACAGUCUUACUUCACCCACAGCGAAAGCCAUUGAGAAGAAGAGUGUCCGUAGUGGAGACUCCUCCGUUGAGGAAACUCCAGCUGUUAUAGCAACACCUGCUGUUGCUCCAGCCACAAAUAAAGGAAAGAAGGUGGCUGCAAAAGACAAGAAAGCAACCUCAUCGAAGAAAGCACAAGCCUCAGCUCCAUCAGCCAAGAGGAAAAGAGGUGAAGACAAACCAGGGGACACACCUGUUAAAGGCAAAAAGAAGAAGCCCUCCCCUGAGACUGUCAUGGCUGCCCUGCCUCUGACCGUUCUUGGUCCUCCUCCUACAGGGGGAGACGACUCUGGCUCAGACUCUGACUCCGAUCUGGACGUGGAGAAGUGGAAGAGACUGGCACUGGAACUAUCAGACACAAACAUCGCCAAAAUGGACGCCAUCACUGCGCUGAGCGCUCCACCUGCUCCUGCCUCAGCAGCGAAGAAAACAAGAGCGCCGACGAAGCCCAGGGCUAAAGCUGCAUCGAAGACACCUAAACCCAAGGCUGGCGCUGCAGUGCAAAAGUCUAGUGCUGCUGAAAAAGUCAAGACUACAGCUGAAAAGGAAGAUGGGAAUGGGAAGACCAAGACAUCUGCAAAAGCCAGUAAAGCCACGUCCAGUCAGGCUAAGAAGGCAGCACCUCCCACCCCAUCAGUCAAAGCACCUCCCACCCCAUCAGUCAAAGACAAACAGCCACCCACCAUGCCUGCUACCCCAACACCUAAUGGUUUCCUGUCAGCCAGGAAAAGGAAGAGGAAAAAUAGGAACAAUGGGACUAAAGCAGAUGACAAUUCACCACAACUUCAAAAGAAGAAAAGGGAAACUGGCGAAGAGAAGACGGAUGAAAAGAAAAAUGAGACUGUAGAAGAGAAGGAACCAGGGAAGGAAAAGAAGAGGACGACUAAGGAGAAUGGUGCAAAAAAGGAGAAGGGAACGAAGAAGAAACAGGAGGAGAUAAGAAAGGAAAAUGAGACUAAGAUGGAACUGGAAAAGGAUAAGAAGAAGAAAACGAAUGAGAACUGUGUUGACAAGGAACCACCACCUCCAUCCACCACAGUAACACCUGAUUCUCCAACAGAGAAAAAGAUUAAAAAGCUGAAACUCUCAAAGACUGCAGUGUCUGAGAUGCCAGCCACACCUGCCCAAGACUCCAUCCCUGUACAGCACCCUCCAGCACCCACAGAGACCCCACCUAAAAAGAAAAGUAAAUCAUCUAAGAGUAAGUAAGGCCUUUAGAGAUGAAGACCAUCUAAAAGGGGCCUCUCAAGUGUAUGUGGACCUGGACCCAUUCUACCUAAAUGGCAGUACAGCAACAACGGGUAAAGACUGUCCACAGAAUGGUCUCCCUGGACCAGAUCAACUGGGGAUUUGUUCUAUUUUUUUUAUUACAUUGUAUACUGUAACAAAUUAACUCUUUUCCCGUUUUGCUAAAGUGGAAACUGUUUUUUUUAGCCUAUUUGUUUAUCUAUUUUUUUAAACUGUAACUGCAUGUCCUGUACAGGUUCUAACUGUUUUCCUAUUUGAAGAUGGCAUACUAUGUGAUGUGCCGCAGUUGUUUUUAUGUUACUGUACAUUUUAAUUAUGGUGUUUUCUUGCAUGUCCUUGUGACGGCGGAAAAAAACAGAAUGAUUUACGGAAAUGUUACGUUUACGACAGCUUCUGCUGCUUUGCCUCACAUGGUGGAUAAAGCCGAUCCUAAAUGGAGGGAAUGAUCAGAGGAACCUCAAUACAGUAAUGAAGCCCAGAGCCGUUGUUUAACCCUUACACCCUAGUAAUAAAUGCAUAAUAUGGAAAUAUUUGAGAGAUACUACUAGGAAAAUAGAUUUUUUUUUAAAGUUUCAUGGUCAGAUGUGUUUACUGUAUAUUUUUCACAAAAUUAAGUCAUUUUUCCACA